This is a messenger RNA of Penicillium mononematosum, 354 nucleotides long. RefSeq lists its product as uncharacterized. The transcript has 2 exons. Bases 1 to 354 code for a protein of 117 amino acids. The record is from RefSeq and is a predicted model, not a curated record. Lineage: Eukaryota; Fungi; Ascomycota; Eurotiomycetes; Eurotiales; Aspergillaceae.
AUGCAGACCCAUCCCAAUCUCAAGCAAGUGUCUCCUCGACAGUCUCGACAGCUACCGAAUUGUCAACUGAGCGGACCCUCCAUCGCCCUUGAAGUUGCAUACUCAAAAUCCGACUCAAAGUUAAGUUCUGACGUCCGAUUUUGGUUGAACCCUGGUUUGCAGGGACUGCAGAAUGACGCGAAUGUCAUGCUGGUGGGAGGCAUCAAGGUUGUUAUCAUUGUGAAGUGGUCGAAGCCGGCCAGGGGACGUGUCUCUGGCACUGCAGAGCUAUGCAUGUGGGAUCGCAACGGCAUGCCUAAUGCCAACAUUUGCUUGACACUCCAUAUCAAAGGUCCCGGCCUGAAAUUGGAUUGA